GUUAAAUUUGGCAUUCCUGCAAAGAUGUGUAAGUUUGCUUGCAUACUAUGCUAUUACACAUUUCUGUUUUUCAUAUAUUUUCUUGAAGGGUCCAAGAAAGAGACAAAGCACAUCAGUGAUGAGUUAAAUCCAACUUGGAAUGAGACAUUUAACUGGGAUCUCGGUGGUAAGCCAAUCACAUCGGCAGAUUCCAUCGAGAUCGAAGUGAAGGAUCAUGAGAAGAUUGGACGCAAUAGGUUACUGGGGUCGGCAACUGUGCCCUUGCGUGACCUGCUUCAGUCUAAGAGUCACUCACUCAACAACACUCUCAAGCUACUGGACGGCAAUAAACGACCCACAACAGGAGAAGUUUCCAUUCAAAUAAAGUACACACCACCUCCAGGAGCUGAAGGUCCAGCCAAAGGCGGUGGGGGAGGCGGCGGCGGGGGAGCAACAGCCGCUGCAGCAGAUGGUGAUGCCGAUGAAGGGGAUGCAGACGAGGAUGAAGAAGGCGGUGGUGAUGAAGGAGGUGAAGGAGAUGAAGGCGGUGAUGAAGACGGAGGCGGUGGGGGUGGAGGCGGUAAAGCUGCAAUCGCCGGGAUGCGCAAGAGGAAGAAGCGUCGGGGCAAGCUGUCCAAGAAACCCCAAGACUUCCAGGUGCGCAUCAAGGUCUGGGAGGCCAGGCAGCUGGCCGGCGGCAACAUCCACCCCGUGCUGAAGUUGACAGUCUCCAACCAGACCAAGAUGACGAGGGUCAAGAAGUCUACCAACAGACCCUACUGGGAUGAGGUCUUCUUCUUCAACUUCCAUGCCAGUCCAGCCGAACUCUUUGAUGACAAUGUCAACUUUCAGGUGUUCAAUUCCCGCAAGCUUCGUAGUGACGCCUUCAUUGGCAAUUUUGAGCUGGACAUCGGCACGAUUUAUGAGGCCGAUAACCACUGUAUCAUGAACAAGUGGCUUCUCCUGUCCAACGCUGAGGAUGCUAAUGCCGGGGCCAAGGGCUACGUCCUUGCCUCGCUCAGUGUACUCGCGGCGGGAGACGAAGCUUCAGUUUUCAAGAAAUGUGAUGAAUCUGAUGACAUAGAAACCAAUUUGCUUCGUCCAGCUGGCAUGCAGUUGAGGAAGGGCAUGUUUAUUACCAAGAUCUACCAUGCCGAAGAUAUCCCACAAAUGGACGCUGGGUUGUUUGAGGGGAUCAAGAACAUACUGGGAUCUGGAAGUGGCAAGAAGGAGUUGGUGGACCCUUACCUGAGUGCAUCCUUUGCAGGAAAGAAGGUCAAGACCGACGUCAAGUACACCAAUGACCAUCCAGAUUGGAACCAAGAGCUGAAAGUGCCGAUCAGGUUCCCAUCCAUGUGUGAGAAACUGAAGCUUCAAAUGAGAGACUGGGAUCGCGUGUCUGCCGAUGACUACAUUGGGACUGCCUUCAUUGACCUUUCCUCCAUUUCAUCGCCCGGAGAGGAAGGUUUCCUGCCAACUUUUGGUCCGUGCUUUGUCAACUUCUACGGAUCGACCCGAGAGUUUUCAGAACUUCCAGACCAGUACGAAGAUCUGAAUAUGGGCAAGGGGGAAGGUGUUGCCUACCGUGGCCGUGUGCUGAUGAGCUUGGAGACCAAACUGGGCGAGCACCCCGAGGUUCAAGUCGAAGAGAUCAGUCAUCAAGACGUCCUUCGCGUCCAGAAAUACCUCCGCCGUCGCAAAUACGUCCUGUACGCCUGCUUCAUCGACGCGACCAUGGUCAGCGAAAGCGACGACCCGGUGGAAUUUGAGGUCAGCAUCGGUAACUACGGCAACAAGUUGGACGAGAAUUGUGCGCCGCAGGCCUCAACGACUCAGCCGACCAACGCCGUGUACGACGGCUGCGAGUAUUACUUCUUGCCCUGGGUGGAGAAUAAGCCCCUAGUCGUCAUCAACUCGGAUUGGGAAGACGUCAGCUUCAGACUGGAUACACUCAACCUGCUGCUGCGCAAAGUGGAACGCCUGAGUGCCAACAUGGAGAAAGUCAAGAUGAGUCUGAAGGCAGGGGCUCCACCCGCGGAGGUUGCCGCUCAGCUGAUAGGAAUGAUUGACCACCUUAUUGCUGAUUGCAGUGCUCCGCUGCCAGAGAUCGACCCCACCAAGGACAAGGCUAACAUUCUGGAUCAGCGUCGCUACGAUACGCGUGUGGGUUGCCUGGCAACCAUCGUGGAGGAAGCUACUAAACUUCGAGAGAACGCUACCGAUGUGAACGAAGCCCUGGAAGAGAUCAACGGCUAUCUUCACAUACUGGAGGAGUUGUCGGUCGAGCCUCAAAACAGCAUGCCAGAUGUUGUAAUCUGGAUGCUCAGCGGCAGUAAGCGUAUUGCUUACCAUCGUAUUCCUGCUUAUGAUCUGCUCUACUCUGGUCUCCAUGCUGAUGCCUGUGGUAAACUCUGUGGCAAGCUCAACAGCAUCUUCUUGAAGACGCCAGAAACGCCCGAGUCCCCCCCACGGCCGCCAGAGCAAGGCCCAUCCACGUUUGCUGGCAAGAGUUCCAUGAACAUUGGAGCCAAGAAGAUCCCGGGCAUGCUACGCAUGAAGCUGUGGCUGGGCCUGGAGGGCGACUCGGAGAACUUCCAGAAAGGAAUGACCGAUUCCUCCAUCGCUGUCUUUGCUGAAACAUACGAGAAUCAAAUGAGCAUUCUAGGAAACUGGACCAGCAGAGCUCUGCCACGGCCCAAGUUCUCUGACUCCACAGGAAAGAUCAAACUGAAGAAGGAGAGCUUCACCCCUCCAGAAGGCUGGCGCUGGGAAAGUGACUGGCAUGUCAGCCCAGAACUCAGUCUGUUGUAUGAUGCUGAUGCUGGAAUGACCAAGUUCUUGGAGGAUGUCUACGAACAUGAAUCCAGAAACAUACCCGGUGGCUACUGGGGAACGUCAUCUGUGCCGUUCACCUCUGUGAAAGGAGAUGCUUGCGCUGCCCGCGAUGAGAUCAAACCAACCGAAGGCUGGGAGUGGGAGGAUGCCUGGCAGCUGGAUAUCAACAGAGCUGUUGAUGAAGAAGGUUUUGAGUACUGUGUGGAGGCUACCAUCGGCAGUUGGGGAGCCGUGGAGAAGACCUAUCAUCUGUGUCGUCGUCGACGCUGGGUCCGACCACGUAUUCUGGUGGUUGACCCCAAGGCACUGGAAAAAAAGAAGAAGAAAGAUCUCGGAGAAGGCUGGGAGUUUGCACCGCUGUUCAACUUGAAGUUCCAUGCCACGGAGCGCAAGAUGGACUUGGUACGCCGCCGCAGAUGGCAUCGCAAGAUGGUGGCAGAGUCCCCCAAAGCUAAGGCCGUCUUCUCCAUGGGCAAGGAUGAUGAGAGUGGGGAUGAAGAAAGCAAAGCCAGUCUCUCUGUGCCAAGGAUGUUCCUCAACUUCAACGUGACCAACAAGUAUCAGCUUCGUGCCUACAUCUAUCAAGCGAGGGACCUCAUUGCUGCUGAUUCCGACAGCUUCUCUGAUCCAUUCGCCUACGUGAGCUUCUUGAACCGCAGCCAGAAGACUGAACUGAAGAAGAAGACGCUGUGCCCUCACUGGGACCAGACCCUCAUCUACGAUGAGAUUGAGAUACCGGGAGAUCCCAACAUCCUCGCCGCCAAUCCACCUGACAUCGUGGUGGAAGUCUUCGACGACGAUACAUUUGGUAGUGAUGAGUUUAUGGGACGUGUUGUGAUGAAGCCGAUGGUCAAGCUUGACAGUGCCGAUCAGCGUGUAGCGCGCUUGGCAUGGUAUACCCUGAUCAUGGGGGAAGGAACCGCCGGAGAACUACUGGCUUCGUUUGAACUCUUCUUAAUGUCGGAGACAUCAGACCUGCCCUUUAUGCCACCCAUGCGAGGAGACCUCUACCUAGUGCCUAAUGGCAUCCGGCCUGUCAUGCAGAGGACUGGGGUCGAGUUCCUGUGCUGGGGUGUACGUAACAUGAAGAAGUUCCAGCUAUCAUCGGUCACUUCACCCUGCAUAGAGUUUGAAGUUGGUGGGAAAAUCAUCUCGUCCAAGGUCAUCAAGAACACCAAGAAGAAUCCCAAUUUUGACUCCCCGCUCCUCUUCAUGGAAGUAGACCUGCCGAAGGAAGAGCUGUACACCCCACCUAUAAACCUGAAGGUUCGCGAUCACCGCGCCUUCGGACGUAAACCCAUAGUCGGGAUAUCCGUCAUCAAGAAUCUGACCGAGUAUCGCGUCACCCCUGCCGUGGAACCGACCAGCGGCACUCCGCCACCACCGGAACAGCAGACUGGAAACGGAGAGUUGGAUGGGUCCACAGCCACCGAUGGUGCUCAGGAAGACACCGGUCUACUCCAAGGAAAAGAAUUACUCUUUGGAGACAGUGAUGAAAUGGAACCAGAGGCAGUUGCCAACUUGAUGGGGGAGCUUUUAAGUGCAAGUGUCAACAGAAUAGCUGAAAGUGCCCACAGCACAAGUGGAGAUGAGGUACCUGCAGGCCCCAAGCCCGCGGGACAGACGGGCACCGGAACUCCAGGGGGAGGGAGUACAGUCAGCAGCACAGGUGCCGGCGAGGCUGAUCAUGUGGUCAUCAUGCCUGAGGAAGUACCGCCCACUGAGGCCGAACCAGCCGCAGAAGCAGUCAAGACGGUCAAGAAGGAGGUCAAUGAGGAUGAGAUCGACUGGUGGUCCAAGUACUACGCAUCGACCGACGAAGUGGAGAAGUGUGGCGACUACCUAGAGCGAGGAUAUGACACACUGGAGAUCUACACUGGUCCCUUGGAGAACCAGGACCCGUACAAUGAAUUCUCGGAUUUCUGCAACACCUAUGAACUGAGCCGAGGAAAAAACAAGGAUAAAGACGACGAGGAAUCCAGUGGUAUUGGAGAAUUCAAAGGAUUAUUCCGCAUCUAUCCUCUGCCCGGAGACCCUAAGGCCCCACUUCCACCCAAGGUCUUCAAGCAUCUACCCCCCAGCAACCCCGUGGAGUGUGUCGUCCGUCUGUAUGUCAUCAAAGGCAUUGAUCUGCAGCCACAGGAUCCCAACGGAUUGUCUGAUCCGUUCUUGAAAGUGCAGCUGGGCAGGAAGAAGAUCAGUGAGGACGAUGACUAUAUUCCAAACACCCUCAACCCAGUCUUUGGAAAGAUGUUUGAGAUCAAGACCUUCUUGCCAGUUCACAAGGACUUGACUGUGUCUGUUUGGGAUCAUGAUCUCCUGAGCAAAGACGACAUCAUCGGAGAGACCGUCAUCGAUCUGGAGAACCGCUACUUGACCAAGUAUCGCGCCAGCUGUGGACUGCCGCAGACUUACGCUGUGACCGGACCCAACAAAUGGCGUGACACACAGAAGCCUAUGGAGAUCCUGGACGACUACUGCAAGAAGAACAACAUUCCUGGGCCCUUCUACUACGGAGCGACCAAAGUUGGUGUCGACGGGAAGAUGUACAACCUGGCUGACUUCGAGUUGAACAAGAUCCACACUGACCACGAGGGGCCAGCCGAUGAGCGUCUGGCACUCCACGUCCUCCGUGCUCAGGGAUUGGUCAAGGAACAUCUGGAGACCAGGCCGAUCUACAGCCCCCUGCUGCCGGGCAUUGAGCAAGGCAAGCUGCAGAUGUGGAUAGACGUCUUCCCCUUGACUCUGGGUCCACCAGGCGAACCGAGAGACAUCAUGCCACGUCAGCCCAAAAAGUACGUGCUGCGAUGUGUGAUUUGGAACACCAAGGAUGUCAUCCUAGAUGAAACCUCCAUCACCGGAGAGAAGAUGAGCGAUAUCUAUGUCAAAGGCUGGAUGCGCGGUCAGGAUGACAAGCAGCAGACUGAUGUUCACUAUCGUUCCCUCAACGGAGAAGGCAACUUCAACUGGCGUUUUGUCUUCCCGAUUGAUUACAUUCCUCCCGAGCAAGUCAUGGUUAUCAGGAAGAAGAGGCGGCUGUUUCCAACAGGAGAACAUUUCUGGAGCCUGGAUAAGACUGAGACCCACGUGCCACCGGUCUUCACCCUUCAAGUGUGGGACAACGACAAGUUCUCUGCUGAUGACUUCCUGGGUACCUUGGAACUGAACCUGAACAGCAUGCCAGCGCCCAAGAAGAAAUCCCGUCAGUGUGGCCUGAAGCAGCUACCUGACAACAAGGAAGGCAAGGAAGUCCCCAUGGUGUCUCUCUUUGAGCAGAAGCGUGUCAACGGCUGGUGGCCGUGCAUGAGUGAAGAGACCGGAGAACGGGAACUCACCGGCAAGUUGGAGAUUGAGUUGGAGAUAGUAACUGAACAGGAGGCCGAGGAAAGACCAGCUGGCACAGCCAGGGAUGAUCCUAACGCUAACCCGACACUGGAUCCACCAAAACGUCCUGAGACAUCCUUCCUGUGGUUCACCUCGCCAUGGAAGACGCUCAAGUUCAUCAUCUGGAACAACUACAAGUGGUACAUCAUUGGCUUCUUCGUCGCAAUCAUCAUCAUUGCCUUUGUCGUCCUCUUCAUCUACAGCGUGCCGGGCGUCACAGUCAAGAAGAUAUUCAAUGCCUAGAGCAUCUCGGAUGAAAAGGUACAGUUGACUCUCAUUAAUACAACAUUCUGGCUAUGGUGAAAAUAUGGCCUCGGGUCCAACCGUGCGUUUGUGUACAAUGAAUGAGACCGACACCCUUCUCAGACAAAAUGUGGAUACAACAAACAUUGUAGCUAGGUCCGCAAAUUGUGUAUUAAGAGGAGUCAACUGUUUUUCAAGCAAGACAGUUUCUAAAGCAAAUCAAAUAUCCAACUUGAAGGUUGCAAAUGAGCGGAAACUACCUUUACAAAGUAAAUGUAGUUUUGGGUUUUUUUGUUUUUCAUUAGAGACGAUUUAGAAUACCUUUUGAUUUGUUGAUAUAACCAUGGAUACUAGAUAAAAAAUGUAUUGUAGUUUUUGGUGAUGAAAAAUGACAGUAUAAAUUAUAACAAACAAACAUUGUAACACAAAGUGUAUUUUCCUGCAUGAAAAAAAAAUUCAGAGUAUCAUGAACUAAAAUUGAGCAAUAAUUGAAAAUAUAAUCGGUGAUUGGAAUUUCUUUUGUAGCGUUAACCUUACAGUAUUUAACAAUAGAUUAACUAUAAAAAAAGAGAACUUUAAAGACAAGUUGUCCAUGUGCCUCUUUGCAGGGGUGGGAGAUGGAACAUUCUUUUAAAAUGGUUGACCAACCAUUUUGUUGAAGUCUUCCAGAUAGAGUAUAUUUUCCUAAAAUUAAAUGUUGUUUGUGGUAUUUCUACUUUUGAUAAACCCUCUUGAGUUGGUUUGUAAUCAUGUAGUAGGUAAAGGCCUGUGUGGUAAUAAUAGUACGUAGUUUGUAGAAUGUAAAAAAAAAAUCCUGGUUUAUUGAGUAAAAUUCUUUGCAAUAGAUGUCAUAAGUAUUAACUUUCUUCAAAAGUGCCUUAUGCAAAAAAACAAAAAAAAAUGCACUGUCUUCCUUUUUCCUGUCUGACAAUUUGGGUAUUCCUCGAUGAACUUGAUAAUUAAGAUUAUUAUGUGGUUUGAUCGCAUUGAUUUGUCCCUGUCAAUAUUGGUGUGUAUGAAAUGUGGAGAAAUUUGAAAAUGAUUUCUUGUGUCCAAGAAAGAUUUUGUUUUGUUUUUUUCUCCCUGAGAAGAUUUAAAUAAAAUCGGUGCAGGUUGCUUGCAUAUGUUACUGUGCUUCCAGCUACAAUCAGGUAUUUUUCCAACUUGAGAUUAUUUUUGUAUUUAGCCUAAUGCGUACGUCUUCUAUGUGCUUUUGUAGAUUACAAAAAGUGAACUAUAAAGUGGCCUAAGCAUUAAUCAAGGGAAAAGAAUGAUAAAUUCUAAACAUGACCACAAAGGUUUUAGAAAAGGUAGCUCAUGUAAUGAAAGCCAUCUUAAUGUUUGACCAAUUUGAAAGAAGAAACAAAUUCCACUAUAACUGGUAAACGUGUCUAUGUAUAUGAUUCUGUGACUGUUCUCUUAUGUGUAUUCAGUUUCCAUCAUUUCAGCAUCAUUACACAAAUAGACCAAAAUACACAUCUGUUUGUGUAAUUGUGUCAGUCAUAACAAGUGAAGAGUAAAAUUAGAUCGCAUAAGUUCUUAAAGAAGGAUUUGAUAUUUGUUAGGUAUCAUCUUCAAGUCUCUCCUUUUUUUCUUAAUUUAAGUUGGCCACAAUGAUGACGAUGUCACCAUAAAAGACUAGUUACUUUUGUAAGAAGUAGGUGCAAGAUAUUGAAGGUAAAUGUACACCAUUUACAAAACAAAAUGUGUUUUGCCGAUUCAGGGUACAGUAAAAUAAAUUUGAAGCAGGAUAUUAAAUACCUUUCGAAAUUUCAGCUCAGUAGAUAUACUUUUUGAGAAAACUGUAACAAUGCAUCUUUAUUUUUCUCGACGCAAAGCAUUGCAAGCACGAUGGUUUGGACCUAACCAUCGCAAGGACAUGAUGGUUGCUACUCUUUUCUCGAAAAUGAUAGGCGCAGUGAUUUCUCAAGAUGCUUGAUCCCAUUAUUUAAUAGGACAUUUCAUGAUAUUUUGACGGUUUCAUUCUUGAAUGUUUGCAAAUGGUGUUCGUUACACUUUUAAGAUGAAUGUAAACUUUUUUUUUUAGAAUUAGCCAGAUAUCAUUUAUUCAACUGAGAUGAAGGCACAGAUAGAGUUCAAAUAUCCAAUCAUUUAUUGACCAGUUACUUUAUUGUCGACUUGGUAUUGUUAACGAUUAGGCUUGAUUUUUACUUUAUGUAGAAGGCACUCACUUCACCGUCUUCUGUUUAAAGGAUUAUGAAUAAAGGUAACGGGGAUGAGUG
Patiria miniata (bat star) is the source of this 8684-nucleotide messenger RNA. RefSeq names its product myoferlin-like. Gene Ontology annotation, biological process: membrane fusion; plasma membrane organization. Gene Ontology annotation, cellular component: membrane. Lineage: Eukaryota; Metazoa; Echinodermata; Asteroidea; Valvatida; Asterinidae. The coding region runs from base 25 to 6441 and encodes 2138 amino acids. The transcript is spliced from 51 exons. The record is from RefSeq and is a predicted model, not a curated record.